AUGAAUGAACAAUUCAGUUUACUGAAAUCAGAUAGAGAUAGUGUUUAUUCAUUUGACUCGGUUAGUACAAACGAGCGCUUGCUUGAUCGGUUGGAUUUCGACGCUGAGUCAAUUAUAUCAAAUGAUUCAUAUCGAUCCUCUAUAAUUAGCUCUCGAGGUGUACAUGGUGAAGUCAAUGCUAAUCACGGAGCUAGAACUCCAGUUUUGGGAUCUUGGGGAUCACAGCCUUUUCAAACGAAAAGCACAUCACAAACAAACGGAAUAUUUCUUCCUCAGAAGCCAAUGAACAACUUGAAUGCCAUAAGGAGGAUGAAAGACUACACGAGUUCCACAGAUAUCACACAGGGGAAAAUACGUAAUCGGUUAAGUAAUGGACAACCAAAUGAUAUCGCCAGUCGCAAUAAUGCGGAAGUUGGUAGAGGUAACUCAACUAGUGGAAAGAGCGGGAUCAUGGACAAUCAAGCUGCAUCCAGAGGAACAAGUAAAGCAGGAUUCCGAACACGGGACGAUACAAAUACACUUUCAAAAAAUGAGCCAAUAGUUAAUACUGACUAUGCUCCGAAUCGAGUCGCUAACUUCACUCAGCUUCGCACACAAAGCCCAUCUUCAUCAAUAUCUAAGUCGAACAACACGCUUUCAAGGAGUAAGUCAGAACUUGAUGCCCUGAGAAAUACAACUGCGGUCGACCAUCGAUCUAUGCCAGCAAACUCGAGUGCUACAUCUAUAAACUCAAGGAGUAUCGCAUCAUCUCAAAAACCGUCUUCAUCUCACGCUUCCACAACCUAUAAUGACUCGAUUGACACUGCAACUCCUGAUAUACUGCACCUAAGUCUCAGUUCCACACAAGGACGCAACUUUUCACCUUCGAGUACUCUUUCAAUUGACAGGAAAGAACAUUCAUCACCCCAUGAUGACCUAUUAAAUAAGCAUAUGGACAACGCGAUUCCGUCAAACUAUAAUUCGCUUGACAAUAUACAUAGCCACGGCUUUGUAUCGAGUGAGGGUGUAGCUGGUUCUUCUCAUGUUCACGCAUUAAAGAGCCAGGAGUUACUGCCAGAAUCAAGAACAGUGAUUUCACAAGAGCUCAGGGCACAAGGAAAGCACAGAGAAGCUUCAUAUCAAUUACAAAUCGCCGCUAAUGAACCUUUUAACAACACAAAAGCCAUGUAUCUCUAUGCUUUGGCCUUAAAGCAUGGGCAAGGUGUGAAGCAAAACUACAACACAUCUUUGAAAUGGCUAUGCAAAUGUAUUUUGUUGACUCAGGAGUCGGAGAAUAGUCUGCAACACAAGAUGGGACAUCUUUCUUUCAACUCCGGUCUUAUAGCGUCAAAGUUGAAUAAUAUAUCGCAAAAAGAUUUGCUCCAAUUGGUCCUAGUCAGCCUCAAGAAAUCUCAAGAUUCUAGCGGAAUGGAUAAUGGCGAAAAUGCGGAAAUGCUAUAUACUCAGUUCAAAUCCUAUAACAAAUCAGAAAUCAAUAAAAUCAUUGCAAGGAAUAAAAGCAGGUCCGAUAUUGUUGCCUUGAGCUAUUAUGAACUCGGCAUGUACCUUCUUAACGGUAUUGGAGGUAGUUCAAAUCCUAAAACAGAUGAAGCGAAUGGAAUUAUCUGCUUAUCAAAAUCUGCUGCGAUGUGCAGUAUAGAGGCAAUGGAGCAAUUAGGUGAAUUAUGGACCACAAAGACAAAGUUUCGUAAGAAAGAUUUGAAUAAGGCAGCUGCUUGGUUGAGAAGUGCAGAGGUUUUUGGUGCAAAGUCUAUUGGAAACAGUUGGAUUUACAAAGAAAAGUAUAUGAGGGCAAAUACCAACUAG
Lodderomyces parapsilosis is the source of this 1806-nucleotide messenger RNA. RefSeq lists its product as uncharacterized. Bases 1 to 1806 code for a protein of 601 amino acids. Lineage: Eukaryota; Fungi; Ascomycota; Pichiomycetes; Serinales; Debaryomycetaceae. The transcript has a single exon. Gene Ontology annotation, molecular function: protein binding. The record is from RefSeq and is a predicted model, not a curated record.